Messenger RNA from Penaeus monodon (black tiger shrimp), 3739 nucleotides. Its product is annotated as dnaJ homolog subfamily C member 1-like. Gene Ontology annotation, cellular component: endomembrane system. The record is from RefSeq and is a predicted model, not a curated record. The transcript is spliced from 10 exons. Lineage: Eukaryota; Metazoa; Arthropoda; Malacostraca; Decapoda; Penaeidae.
CCAGCUGAUCCUCGUCUCCCGUCAGCUGUUCCUUGCGAGAGAGAGAGAGAGAGAGAAGGAGAAAGAGAGAGAGAGAGAGAAGGAGAGAAUGGCACGGCUCCUGGCACUGCUGGCACUGGUGGUGGUGGUCUGGGCGCCGCCUGGACACUGCUGGGACUCGGAGGAGAUGGAACUUUUCGAUUUGGUGGAGGAAGUCGGGGAGAAUUUCUAUGAAGUUCUUGGGAUUUCGCAGGAUGCAACAACAUCGGAGGUUAAAAAGGCUUACCGUCGACUGUCCCUUCAGCUUCAUCCAGAUAAGAAUGAUGCACCAGAUGCUGAUGUUAAAUUUCGGCAGGUAAGAGUUGUGUAUUACACGUUGAUAGGCGAGGCUCGUAGAGUUUAGUGAGGCUCUGACUGGCGCUCUCCUAUAUACUAUUACCGUCGUGCUCGCAAAAUGUCACUGCUGGAAAUUUCAAUCAUCCUGACAGUUGUUAUAUCCAUAACGCAGUAUCUUAUGGCCUGGGGUUCUUACAUUGAUAAGAAGCAUAGUUUGGAAGAGUUCCUCAUUCGAAAGUACAAGAUCAAAGACAGGAAGAAGAAGAAGGGUGAGGACCUGCAGAAUAUAUCAAAGAUGGAAGAAGAACUGAGUCUCAUCCCAAAACCCAGCUGGUGGAACAUUUUACCUGUUCAGCUGGUCAAACUGGUUAUAUUCCUGGUGACUGGAGGACCUGGCAUUGUGCGAGAGAUACUAGCUGGGAUCCAGAGAGAAAAAGAGAGGAAACUGAAGGAGAAGGAAGAACACGAGUUAGAAGAGAAAAGACUCAAAGAAAAGGAAGAAAAACGUAAAGAGAAGAAGGCAAGCAGAAAGGAGGCGCGCAAGAGGGUGAAUCAGUAUCCUGAAUACUCUGGCGGAGAGUGCAUCCUGGAGGCAGUGGAUGGCCCUGACUCCGAGGAUAGGGUUAUCAGAAAACCCAAAGCAGAGCCGUCCUCCAUUCCUGUAAUCACAGGAGGCCCCUGGACGGAUGAGGAAUUCUCCGAACUUGCGCGACUCAUGGCCAAAUAUCCAGGCGGGACUGUAGACAGAUGGGAGCGCAUUGCAGAGACAAUGGGUCGCACCGUUUAUGAGGUGACUAAAAUGUCCGAGAAGGUGAAAGCCCGACUUGCACAGCGAUUCUCAGAUAUGAAAUAUGAGGAAUCUAUGAAUGAGGUUAAGGUGAAAGUGAAAACAAGGGCAGAGAAAACAGACUUAGCUGGCGGCAGCGAUGAGGCCUGGAACACAGUCCAGCAGAAAGCCCUUGAAAAGGCACUGAAACAGUUUCCAAAGGGCACCGAUCAGAGAUGGGACAGAAUUGCAAAAGCUGUUCCUGAGAAAACCAAGGAGGAAUGCAUGCUACGCUUUAAAUUUCUGGCAGAGAAGAUUCGCAAGAAGAAGGAGGAAGCGGAGAAACAGCCAGAUGAUGACCAGCACAAUGAAGAACAGUCUGAGAACACACAUGAAGAGGAACUGGACGAGGCAGAACUCGAGUAUAAACCAAGCAGUAAAAAUAACCUCAUAAAAACAAAUAGCACAAAGGGAAACUCCUUACUGGGGGACGAUAGAGAGGAAGUUAGUCUAGACCAGAAUGCAGAAGGGGAGGAGGACAAUACUGAGUGACUUUAAACCCCUAGGUAAACAGUGGUUAUUUUUACUUCUCCUUAGAGAGUUGUUAUAUUUUGAUACAGUGUUAAACAUAGGGUAAUUUAUACAACUUUAGAUAGGAUAAAAUGAUGAUGUUUGUAUGACAAGGUGCUGGAGAUUGUGGCAGUGAGUAUCCUCACUCUAUUUUCCACUGAGUAAAAUACCAUGCUGUUGAGAUAUAUAUUUGUUUCAUAUUGAUGACUUACAAAAACUGAAUGAAAGACAGUAUUGUGGACUGUGUUAACAUUCUUUUAUGUGUACUUUAAACUGGAUUGCAGUGCUGUUUUUGGAAGGCAAUAUUAUGGGCUCUCGUACCAUAAUUCUAGGUGUAUUUCAAACUGAAUUGCAGUGGUGUUUUUCUCUUUUUUUUUCAUCUUUUUUUUUAUUAACUUUUUAACAGUCAAAUAUUCAAUUUAAAGAAAAUUAUGAAAAUGCUUAUUAAAAAAAAAAAAAACAUUUUUCCUUCUUAUGGAAAGCAAGUGACUCUCUAUUAGAAAUUAAGAAAAAGAAUGUCAAAAUCUUAAAUGAAAGAUAAAUAUUGAUGGAGUAUUAAAAGAAAAAUAUCUCAGAAUUUAUAGAUCUGAAGAUGUACUUAUCUGUCAAAUCAAAUCCAAAAUUAGAGACUUAGAAUUUCUUGGAUUAGAAGUUACAGUGUGUGUUUUUCUUGUGCAUGGAUGCCUGUAGAAAUAGAGAUAGAAAUUUUAAGACCAUUCAUUUUAUAUCACUUUUAUCAUUAGUUCAUAGAGACUGAUAUAAUGUAUAUACACAUUUAUGUAUCUAAACGUUUUUAUCAGUUUAGUUCAUUCUUAUAAAUGGAAAGAAAGUCAUUGUUAUGUCAAUUUUGUGUUCCUCUUCAGUACAACCAAAUCAGUUUUGGAUUUGUGUCACUGGAAAUAUUAAUGUUUAGUGAUAUUGUUUACAUAUUGUAGAUCAGUGGAAUUUGCUUAUUUAAUCUUUUUUACCUUUUUUUGUGUCAUUGUGUUCUUUUUCACAGAUUGGAAAAUGUCCACUGAAUGUCAGUAAUAUGAUUAUUGUAUUCACUCUUUAUCAUCUUCAGAUAAAAAAAAAAAAGUGGUGCUAUACAAAGGUUUUAUUCAAUAAUGCCCAUUUCUCCAAAGUAAGUGAAUUACCUUUGGUGUACAGACAAAUUCAUGAACUCUUUAUAAGAGUUUUAUAAGUCUCAUGCAGUCUCUCUUAAAUGUGGUGUUCUGUCACAGUUAUCUUAGGAGCAUCUUGUACUUUUAUACUUGCCAGGUCAGAAUCCCAAUAAUGUGUCUAUACAUGGCUCAGCAUUCAUGUCCGUAUGGAUAUAGAUAUAGUGUAAUAGAUGAGUGUUGGUAAAUUGGGGAUUUGUAUAUGGAUAUUUACAGACAGACUCAGAUGCCACUCUUGUAAUACUAUUAUAACUUGUCAAUGAAUGUGAGUAUUCCUUAAUGCAAGUUGAUAUACACUGAUUUGGUUCUGCCCAUUUAAAAAAGUGAAAAGUUGAGAGUGGAGUGAUAUUAGAGAGCAAGUUGAUUUGAGGGUAAUUUUGAGAGUGGUACGAUAUUAGAGAUUUGAUUUGAGGGCCUAAAGUUCAGUCACUUCAAGCAAUAAGGAUCACUAUUGAUGACUGCAUCGUAGGAGCCACAUUGAUACACACAUUAAUACUAUAUAAACAUGUUACAUGUAAAUACUUUAAAUUUGCAUCUAAAUGCUGCUAACAUAUGUGAACAAACACACAUAUACACAUUGAGUCUGGCAGUUUAUGCACAUACUGUAUAUAUGUGUAACUCAUCAAGUCUUUCCCAUCUAUCACUUGUAGGGUUACAUAUGUUUUUCUUUCCAUAAAGUUCAUCUAUUUAAAGUCAUACAUACAAGUAUCUGGUACCCUAGUCAAUUAGAGAGACCAAAUAUGCUUUUUUUUUCUGUCUUUCUUUUUCUUUUUUUUUUUCUUUUUUUUUAUGGAAUUGUGUAGAUUAAUUGGAAAUUUUGAAGAGCACUGUAAUUCUCCUUUUAUAAGUUACGAUGCCAAAUAUUUCUUUUUCCAGCCCCGAGUCCUGUGAUGUUAUUAUUAUUGGAAUAAAUACGUCCUAUAUAAAA